Cucurbita maxima (winter squash) is the source of this 1076-nucleotide messenger RNA. Its product is annotated as single-stranded DNA-binding protein, mitochondrial. Gene Ontology annotation, cellular component: mitochondrial nucleoid. Gene Ontology annotation, biological process: mitochondrial DNA replication; positive regulation of helicase activity. The record is from RefSeq and is a predicted model, not a curated record. The transcript has 6 exons. NCBI's taxonomy places the organism in Eukaryota, Viridiplantae, Streptophyta, Magnoliopsida, Cucurbitales, Cucurbitaceae. The coding region runs from base 84 to 719 and encodes 211 amino acids. Gene Ontology annotation, molecular function: single-stranded DNA binding.
AGGAAAUAUUGGCGAAGGCCUAAAACCCUCCUUUUACCCUCAUCGAAUCGACACCCUUCCAGUUUUGCUCUCGCUCGAUCAACAUGAAUGCAGUCGCAAUGAGAUUCCUCAAGCAUUUCAGGAUUUCUUCUUCAUUUGUGGCAAGUAGGCAAACGAGCUCAAAGUUGUGGUUAUCGACCGGUGCUUCUGGAAGUGGCAUUGAUGUUGAGAAGAACAAUGGAGAAGAAGAAGAAUAUGAUGAUUUUUUUAAUGAUAAAAUUGAAUUACAGCCCCAGGGUGUGGAUCCCAGGCGAGGUUGGGGAUUUCGUGGCGUACAUAAGGCAAUAAUUUGUGGAAGGAUUGGGCAAGCCCCUGUGCAGAAGAUCUUGAGAAAUGGGCGCACAAUAACAAUCUUUACAGUUGGAACAGGAGGGAUGUUUGACCAACGAAUUGUUGAAGCAAAAGAUCUGCCAAAGCCUGCUCAGUGGCAUCGUAUUGCUGUGCAUAAUGAACCGCUUGGUGCUUAUGCAGUUCAACAACUUGUUAAAAACGCAUCGGUUUAUGUUGAGGGCGACAUUGAAACCAGAGUCUACAAUGACAGCAUCAAUGGUGAAGUCAAAAAUGUCCCAGAAAUAUGUGUUCGACGGGAUGGGAAGAUUCGGCUUUUAAAGGCCGGAGAAAGUGCCAGCAAUAUUUCUCUGGACGAUUUAAAAGAAGGGUUGUUUCAGAACGAGACAUAACAUGUUGCCAAAAACCUCAAUCAGUUGGAAGUUUGUGUAGCUUUGUAUAUUUGGCACGAGAAAGAGAGAGAGACGGUAUUACUUUCCAUUCAAAGAUUAGUACUGAAACCACCAAUGCCUCAUAAUCUCUUCUUGCAAUUGUUUAGUUUAUUAGCGUUGUAGCAUUUUGUUCUUCAAGGCUCUUAAAGCCAGUUUUGUGUUAGAUUGGCCAGGGAUAUUAUUAUAGGCUCACAAGACUUGUCACUGCUGAUGAUGCCUUUAUUCUUGUUUCAAUGCAUUUCUCCUAACAAGUGAUGGCAUCAUAGUUUUGAAAUCCACAGAUUAGACAAAGUUCAAUAGAAGACUGUUAAUUGUUAA